Cyclopterus lumpus (lumpfish) is the source of this 729-nucleotide messenger RNA. RefSeq names its product relaxin 3a (gene rln3a). The coding region runs from base 1 to 444 and encodes 147 amino acids. Gene Ontology annotation, molecular function: hormone activity. The record is from RefSeq and is a predicted model, not a curated record. Gene Ontology annotation, cellular component: extracellular region. The transcript has 2 exons. Lineage: Eukaryota; Metazoa; Chordata; Actinopteri; Perciformes; Cyclopteridae.
AUGUGGAAAGCGGUGGCACUGGCUGUGUGUCUGCUGGUGGCCGGGGUUCAGCCCAUGGACGACCCAGCUUAUGGGGUGAAACUAUGUGGCCGAGAGUUUAUCCGGGCAGUCAUCUUCACCUGCGGAGGCUCCCGAUGGAGACGUUCACUGAGGAGCGCAGAUGUUUCUGAGGACCCAUUCAGCUCCCGCCAGGAGGAGUCCUCGGAUAGUUUCAGUCACAAUCCUGCCGUGGAGAGUUUCCUCCAGAGGAACAGAGACCUAAGCUUCACAGUCAGAGACAACCACGAGGGAGUGUUUAGCAGGCCGGCCCGUUCUUUCAUCAAUGAGGAAAUCCUGGAAGCCCUACGCAACGCUGACCGCAAGGGCCGGGACGUGGUGGUCGGCCUGUCCAAUGCCUGCUGCAAAUGGGGCUGCAGCAAGAGUGAGAUCAGCUCCCUUUGUUAAGAGUCCGCCUAUACGCCACCUUAGUGAACACAGUGUAUACAUAAGUACACAAACAGACACACAAAUACACACACACUUUUUCUCUCUCUUGUGUCUUCAGUUAAACUGUUAUAAGUUUUUAGUAUCUAUGAAAUGUUGUUUGUAACAAACACCCUUAUUUUUUCAGUCUUGACCAUGCUGUUUUGUCUUUCCCAACCACUAUCAAACACAUUGCUAUUAACUUCUUCUCAUCUUCGUCUGAGAGUCCGAGAGAAAGAAAUGUCAUUUUGUUGUCAUUAAUAUGUA